CAUAGCAUUUUAUAUCUUUCGAGACGAGUAUAUUCAGGAUGGUAUCGUGAAUGCAACAUCAUUCCACAUACGACGGAUGUUGAUUUUGCUGCUCCUAUCGAAGAAUACACACCGAAGCUCCUGAACGAACUAUUUUAUGGAGGCGAAUUUUUCCUUAGCAGAACGCUUGGACUAGUGAGUUAUUACAACACUUCCACUUCAAAAGUAUCUUAA
Messenger RNA from Haemonchus placei, 213 nucleotides. NCBI's taxonomy places the organism in Eukaryota, Metazoa, Nematoda, Chromadorea, Rhabditida, Trichostrongylidae. The record is from the annotation of a GenBank genome assembly.